GUGUGUUGUUCAGAACGUGUCCGUUUUUCUGAUUCAACAUUUUGCUAUUUAUUUUAUGCUUGUAUAAAUAGAGUAAUAAAUACAAUUUUAAAAAUCACAUUUAACUGACAGUAGCAGUCAUGUCUGCUAGCGAUAAUAAGAACACUGUCCAGACUGAUAUGGAUCAAGGUGAUUCUAUUGAUAAGGUUUCUGGUUCCAAAGAUCUGAAGAAAGCAGAGAAGGAAAGGAAAAAAGCAGAAAAACUAGAAAAGCUGAAAGCAAAGCAAGAGAAACAAGCACAACAAGAUGCUAUGAAAAAGGAUGGCGAUGAGAAGAAAGAAAAGAAGAAAAAAGAGAAAUCUGUUAUUACUUACGACAUUCCAACUAAAAAAGGAGAGAAAAAAGACACAUCAUGUUCAAUGCCUGAUGCGUAUAGCCCUGACUACGUGGAGGCUGUGUGGUAUGAUUGGUGGGAGGAACAGGGAUAUUUUACACCAGAAUACGGGGGCCGUGAUCCUCAGAACACAAGCUAUGAUGACAAAUUUAUUAUUGUCAUUCCGCCUCCAAAUGUAACUGGAAAGCUUCAUCUUGGUCAUGCGUUGACAAGUGCAGUGCAAGAUUGUCUCGUAAGAUGGCAUAGAAUGAGGGGAAAGAUGGUGCUAUGGAAUCCAGGAUGUGACCAUGCUGGAAUUGCAACACAAGUCGUUGUUGAAAAGAAACUGAUGCGAGAGAAGAAACUGUCACGACAUGACCUAGGUCGAGAGAAGUUUGUGGAUGAAGUCUGGAAAUGGAAAAAUGAGAAGGGAGACCAGAUCUACCAUCAGUUGAGGAAACUUGGUGGCUCAUAUGAUUGGAAUAGGACGUGUUUCACAAUGGAGCCGAAAUUGUACCGAGCUGUCACAGAAGCAUUUAUUCGUCUGCAUGAAAUGAAGAAAAUCUACAGAAGUGUCCGACUGGUCAACUGGUCUUGUACUCUUAACUCGGCCAUUUCAGACAUUGAGGUAGACAAGAAAGACAUUCCUGGACGUACAUUGAUGGCUGUGCCAGGAUACAAGGAAAAGGUUGAGUUUGGUGUACUCGUUUCGUUUGCAUACAAGGUCGAAGGAUCAGAUGAUGAGAUCAUAGUGGCGACCACUCGAAUUGAGACGAUGCUUGGUGACUGCGCUGUUGCGGUCCACCCUGACGAUGCGCGGUAUAAACACCUGCACAACAAGUUCAUCAAACAUCCUUUCUUCGAACGGAAAAUGCCAGUUGUCUGUGAUGACUUUGUCGAUAUGGCAUUUGGUACAGGUGCGGUGAAGAUCACCCCGGCACAUGAUCCUAAUGACUACGAGGUCGGAAUGCGUCACAAACUUCCAUUCAUCACCAUCAUAGAUGACAAGGGAAACAUCACCAGUGACUGUGCACAGUUUGCUGGUAUGAAGCGAUUCGAUGCCAGAAAAGCAGUGUUACAGGCAUUGAAAGACAAAGGCCUGUAUCGUGAGACAAAAGACAAUCCUAUGGUUGUGCCGAUGUGUAGCAGGUCUAAAGAUAUCAUUGAACCACUUCUCAAGCCGCAGUGGUACGUUGAUGUCAAGGAGAUGAAUGCAGCUGCCAUCAAGGCUGUAGAAACUGGUGAUGUUCGUAUUAUUCCAGACAUGCACAUUAAAACAUGGAACAACUGGCUUGGUAAUGUCAGAGACUGGUGCAUAUCCAGACAGCUGUGGUGGGGUCAUCGGAUACCUGCCUACUUCGUGACCGUCGACGAUCCAAGUGUACCAGCAGGAACAGACACUGAUGACAAUUACUGGGUGUGUGGACAAACAGAAGAUGAAGCGAGGAAAAAGGCAGCUGAGAAGUUCAACGUCUCAGCAGACAAAAUAUCACUGAGACAAGAUGAAGAUGUGCUGGACACCUGGUUCUCCUCUGCAAUGUUUCCUUUCUCUAUAUUUGGUUGGCCUGAUGAGACUCCAGAUCUGUCGGCAUUCUACCCAGGCACUCUGCUGGAGACAGGUCAUGACAUACUGUUCUUCUGGGUGGCCCGCAUGGUAAUGAUGGGACAGACUCUUCUGGGAAAAUUGCCAUUCAAAGAGGUGUAUCUUCAUGCAAUGGUUCGAGAUGCACAUGGUCGGAAGAUGAGUAAAUCUCUUGGCAAUGUAAUUGACCCCAUUGAUGUCAUACAUGGAAUAACUCUGGAGAAACUGCAUGAUAAACUGGUUGAGAGCAACCUCGAUGAGAAGGAGAUCAAGAAAGCAAAAGAAGGACAGAAAAAAGACUAUCCUGUUGGUAUUCCAGAAUGUGGGACUGAUGCUCUGAGGUUUGCUCUCAUCUCAUACACAUCACAAGGUAGAGACAUAAACUUGGAUGUGCUGCGAGUUCAGGGCUACAGGUUUUUCUGCAACAAGAUGUGGAAUGCAACAAAAUUUGCUCUCAACUGUCUUGGAGACAACUUCAAGCCAACAGAAACACCACAGUUGUGUGGUAAGGAGAAGGACAUGGACCGGUGGAUCCUCAGUCGUCUGUCCUAUGCUGUAGGACAAUGUGCUUCUGGGUUUGAAAAUUACGACUUUCCAACGGCUACCACAGCAUGCUACAACUUCUGGUUGUAUGAACUGUGCGACUGGUAUUUGGAAUACCUCAAGCCCAUAGUGUAUGGCAGUGACGAAGACAGCAAGGCGACUUGCCGCAAUGUGCUUUACACAUGUCUUAAUGUGGGUCUGAGGCUCCUGCAUCCCAUAAUGCCGUUCGUAACGGAAGAGCUGUACCAGAGGUUACCAAGGAGACAAAGCAACGAACCGCCAAGUUUAGUUGUGACUCCAUAUCCACUGGAAAAAGAUUACACACUGCGCGAUGCUAGACUGGAGACAGCUGUGGGGUUUGCUCAGAACAUUGUGAAGAGUAUACGGUCAAUACGAGCCGACUACAAUCUGACACCAAAAACCAAGGCUGAUGUGUAUCUGAAGUGCUCGGACGAGGAGACUGCCAACACAUUGCAGGCGUUUACCGAGAAGAUCCAGACCCUGUCCAACUCUAGCAGCAUCGUCAUCCUCGUGAACCAGGACCCGCCCGUCGGCUGUUGCAUGUCUACCGUGUCAGCCAAGUGUGAAACGCACAUCAUGCUCAAGGGUCUGAUUGAUGUAGGAAAAGAAAUCUCGAAGUUACAAGGCAAACAAGAGACUCUAGGCAAACAGCUGAAGAAGCUACAGGAUACAUCGACAUCCGACGACUACUGCAGUAAAGUACCAGAAGACAUCAGGAACCAGAACUCUGAAAAGAUGGACCAGUUAUCAAUAGAAAUAGAAAAGUUAUCUCAAGGCCUUAAGACACUAGCAACUCUACAGUAGACAGACAUGGAUUAGCUUUGUUUUCAUCUUUCUUGGAUGUAAUAUUAAUCUGCCAUGGCUCAAUAAAGUGGAGAAAAUCAACAACACUUGUACAACAUUUAUGUGUUGAAUGUGAUAUUUUCUGGUCAGAGAUAUUUGAGCUACAAAGACUUAUGAAUGAAAAUCCUGUUGAGAAGUAAAUACCACCGUCUACCGGAUAUAUAUUUUUUGUUUUAAUUCACUAAACAAAAUGUUAUAAUAUAUUUUGUGGCAAGGGUGACAACUCUUACAUGACAGCUCUACGUUAGGUUUUCACGUUCAGAUCCAUUUCAUUAUUAGUGAAACUUGGGUCUUGGUUAUUCCUUAAUGUUUAUUUCAGAGUGAAUUAUAACAAUUUAAAUUUUUUUUUAAUGAAAUAGAGCUAAAUUAAAUUAUACAAGUUUGCAAACACAGAAUGAAAAACACCUGAGUCUAUAAACCAGGUUUUGGUAGUCAAGACAUUUUAUUGCAUGGAAUUAUUGUUGCAUAAGUGCAAUAGAUAGCUUAUUCUUAUUAUUUAUUUUCAAUUAAUGUGAUGUAUUGGAUCAACUACAGUGUAGUAUGGUAUGGUAUGGUGAUUCAGUCUAAGAAGACAUUUCAUAUUUCAUGUAUUACUUUGUUUGACACCCAGUAGACGAUGUAUUUUUCAUGCUGGGGUGUCGUUAAACAUUCAUUCAUUCAUUCAUUCAUUUCCCUUAUUAUUAUUAUUGUGUCUGUUUAUCUUCCAUGUUUAAAUUGCUCUUGGAUGUAUAAAGCACCAAUAAAUAAGACUUUGUGUU
This is a messenger RNA of Gigantopelta aegis, 4099 nucleotides long. RefSeq names its product valine--tRNA ligase-like. The transcript has 27 exons. NCBI's taxonomy places the organism in Eukaryota, Metazoa, Mollusca, Gastropoda, Neomphalida, Peltospiridae. The coding region runs from base 120 to 3302 and encodes 1060 amino acids. Gene Ontology annotation, molecular function: ATP binding; aminoacyl-tRNA deacylase activity; valine-tRNA ligase activity. Gene Ontology annotation, biological process: valyl-tRNA aminoacylation. The record is from RefSeq and is a predicted model, not a curated record. Gene Ontology annotation, cellular component: cytosol.